This is a messenger RNA of Ylistrum balloti, 8070 nucleotides long. RefSeq names its product ral guanine nucleotide dissociation stimulator-like 1. Gene Ontology annotation, cellular component: plasma membrane. The coding region runs from base 104 to 2158 and encodes 684 amino acids. Lineage: Eukaryota; Metazoa; Mollusca; Bivalvia; Pectinida; Pectinidae. Gene Ontology annotation, biological process: Ras protein signal transduction; positive regulation of GTPase activity. The record is from RefSeq and is a predicted model, not a curated record. The transcript is spliced from 17 exons. Gene Ontology annotation, molecular function: guanyl-nucleotide exchange factor activity.
GUGCAUCAUCUCUAAUUCUUUUCUUGAGUUUUUCGAUAAAAACAAAGCCAUGUAUUCGCGCUGUGGCCCGGUAGAUAUUGUUAUGUGUUAAGAUGUUGGAGGUAUGGCCAUAGCACGUCAGGAAGGCCAGGAUGAUGUAACUAGAUUCUGGCGGGAGGAGAGAGAAGAAGGGGCCGUGUACAAUGUCUACCUCAAGAAAGUAACCUACCACACAUUGUCAGAUGCUGACAAUGAGCAAGGCCGUGAGUUUUCCCACCUUAUGUGGGAAACUCAGAAGAUGCGCGUCAUCAAGGUGGGCACACUGGAGAAGCUGGUAGAGAGCCUGGUCACAGUCAAAGGAGAGCUGGACUCCACCUAUGUAAAUGUGUUCCUGGCCACCUACCGCACCUUCGCUACACCCAGAGAGGUGCUGGACAAGCUCAUUGAGCGAUACAAAUGGCUAAAAGUGAGUGGGCAGGAAACCACAGAGAAAAAGGAAUUACAGGAGAUUCAACAGAGAACGGUGAAAUCAGUUAUUUCUGUGUGGUUAGACACAUAUUCUGAUGAUUUCCGUGAGGAGCCGGACUAUCCCUGCCUUCACACGCUAGAGAGGUUCUCUUCCCAGUACAUUCCUGACUCUGACCUUGCUGUGCGUGCCAGACACAAGAUCGAACGCUUCCGUAAGGAGGCACAGAGUCGAUCAGAUGCUGGGAUAGAGUUCCGCUUUUCCCUUUGUGAUGAAGUUGACCACAUGAUGGAUACUGAAUACCUCAAACCACUCCAGUUCAUGGACAUCCCUAACCAACGGCUCGCCGAACAGUUGACUUGGAAAGAUGCAGAAUUGUUCAAGCGUGUUGUACCACACCACUGUUUGGGUGCAGUGUGGGCGAGACGAGCCCGUCGCCUUGGAAAGGGAGGUAAUGUGGCUGGUAGUGUACUAGCCACCAUUGACCAAUUCAACAGGGUCUCUCUCCGUGUUUCCGCCACCAUCCUAAAGAAUCGUGAUAUGAAAUCCUCCCAACGAUCCCGCAUUGUACAGAAAUGGAUAGACAUUGCUCAAGAAUUGAGACAUUUGAAAAACUUUUCGUCAUUGAAAGCAAUAAUCUCCGGCCUCCAAGCACAGGCAGUCUACAGACUACGAAGAACCUGGUCCUCCCUUCCCAAAGAAAGUAUAGCCCUAUUUCAGGAGCUGGCAGACAUAUUCUCCAACGAGAAUAACCAGAUUGCCUCAAGGGAAUUGCUUAUGAAGGAAGCCACAGCCAAAUUCCCUGAUGUUGACUCCAACAACAAAUCAUUACGCAGAAGAAACAUGGCUAAACGCCAGUCCUGGAUAGAAAAUGGUAUUGUUCAGGGUACAGUACCAUAUCUGGGAACGUUCCUUACUGAUCUAACCAUGAUAGACACAGCAAUACCAGACUGUACCGACGAUGGGCUAAUCAACUUCGACAAACGACGUAAGGAGUUUGAGGUGCUAGCCCAGAUAAAGCUGCUUCAGUCGGCAGCCCAGAUAUAUAGCCUUUGCGAGGACCAACAAGUCUGGCUCUGGUUUGAUUCGGUCAGGGUUUAUGAUGAAAGUGAAAGCCAUGACCUCUCUUGUGCAAUAGAACCCAUGAAAGAUGAUGCUGCCAAAAUCAAAAAGAAGUCUUCUAGUCUAAGUCACAAGCCUGCCAAGUUUGACAGCUCUAGAUUUGCCAUGUUUGCAUGUGGACUAGAUGACCGGUCCAGUGUGUGCAGUAGCUCAAAUCUUGACUCACCAGUAUCGCCCACUCCUGGGAUGUCUCAUUCAUCAUCUACAUCCUCGCUGUUGUCCUAUGACAGUGACCCCAUGUCACCGUUCAAGUCCUCCGACCAUUGUGUUGUCAGGGUCAGCUUUGAGUCUGGAGCCAACGCCCAGACACAUGUAUACAAAAGUAUUAUGCUGCACAAUGCUGACCACACCAACAAUGUCAUUGACAAGGUCCUAGAGAAAUACUCAGUACAAGGUCGCCACAAGGACUAUUGUCUUCUGCAGGUCCUGCCAGAUGGGGAAAUGCUGAUCCCUGAUAAAGUAAAUGUAUUUUAUGCUAUGAACAAUAGUGGUUCUGAACUUAACUUCAUUGUACGCAGUCGAGAGGAACAAGAUGCUCGAAAUCACAAUCGCAGGCGGGGCCGGCGGCGACUGAAAAAACUUAGUUUAUGACAAAGAGCCAAAUCCUCGUUCUUCCAUUGCUGCUCUCGGCACUAGUUUCUUUUCUGACUUUUGAUGUGACCAGGUUUGUAGUGUAACCAGGAUGAUCACAAGAUGUCCUUUUUGGCAUUGUUAUGUCAGUGUGUCUGUUUGUACGAACUGCCAUGACUUUUUGUCUCUGUGUUUGGGCAGAAACAUUUGCAUACAUAAUAGCAGAAAGGUUGUUACCUUAUUUUAAUGAGAAACAGGAUGAAGUGGAUGGUAGAAUAGAGACUUUGUCAGCUCAUGAAAGAUAUUUAUAAACAGAUUGAGAUCUUUGUGAUUUCCUGGUUACAUUACUGUUCUUCCAAAGCAUAUGUCAUGUAACAUUGAGGCCGAGGUCAUGUGACUUGAAAGCUCUGUUCAUGUGACAGUGAAGCUCAGGUCAUGUGACAUUGAAGCUCUGGUCAUGUGACAUUGAAGUUCUGGUAAUGUCACUGAGGUCCUGGUCAUGUUACAGUGCUCUGCUCAUAGGACAAUGAAGCUGAAAGUUAUAUGACCUCGAGGGGUGGCUUAUGUGAGAUUGAAACUUUUGGUCAUGUGACCUUGAGGCUUUAACUCAUGUGACAUUGAGGUUCUGGGUCAUGUAACUGUGAGAUCAUUGGUCAUGUGACUGAAGGACCGGGCUUCCAGACCCAAAAAGCUGCUGGACAGUUUCUCUGGAGACUGGAUGUUUGAUAGACUGAUGUCGGUUGUGAUAUCUACAAGUCCCGGUACUCACUUGGUUGGCUUGUAUGGCAUACAUGUGACUUUUUUUAUUUUGUUUAUGUAAUUGAUCCCCUUUAACCCUCCCCUUUUGUUAUUGAGAUAAACUGUUGUUACCCUAGAUGUGUUCUUGUUGCAAUGUGUUGGGGUAGGUAAGGGUAGAUAAUCCAUGUGCCAAUGUUGUUUUUACCUGUAUCCUGUUUAUUUGAUGUUUUUAAGGCCAGAAUGUAUACAGGGUAGUGUUAAAUGACAUUUAUCUUAGAAUAUUAAUUAAUUUCAGUAAAAUUAGAGUGUAAUAGGUCUUCUCUAUAUAUCUAUAGAACAAUGUCAGUAUAUUAGGGCACUGUAUUUAUGUUGUGGAUUUUUUUACAAACAUGUAUACAAACAUUGAUAUUCUCAGCUCUCUAAAUCCUAUUGAUCAAUAAAUAAUAAAAAAAAAAAAAGUUGAUUCAAAUUGACAGGUUGCUCAUUUCAAAAAGAAAACCCCCCAAAAAAUAAAAACAAAAAUAAGACAAAAAAAAUCAAAUGGAUAUAUUUUGUAUACAUUGAAAAGUAUAUCCCAACCAUAAAGACAGGUUCUUUUUGUUAUCUUAUAUACAAUAAAUAAGGUUGUAGUUGAUAAUUAUAUAUGUGGUUGUUACUGUUUUUAGUUUUAAUAUUUUUCUUGAGUUUUAAAGUUGAAAAACCAAAUUAAGAAAUUGCAUUGAACAAACAACUUAAGUAGGAGAAACAUCGAAAUAUUGAUUCCACAACUAUCUGAUCAGAGGGGAGAUAAUUGUGUAAUAUCUGUUGAUUUAUUACAAGGAGAGAGCUCUAUGUAAUAAUACCUGUGGAUUUUUUUCAUAUUAAAGUGUGCCUUUGAAAGAAAAUGACACCUUAACAUUAGGUACUAGUAUUAAUUUGAACAGGGUAACUUUACAAAUUUUAUUACAAAACCAUUUUUAAAUCAAACUAUACUAAAUUUGCAAAUAAGAUAAAAGGCAAUAUACUCCCUAGCUGGCCUAGGUUGAGUCUGUCAGUAAUUUGAUUUUAAAUCUCAACAGGAAAGAUUUUCUCUGUAUGAAAUUUCCUUUUUUUAAUUUUUUUUCAAUUAAGAGAUAAUUCUGAUAAUUUUUUUUCAUGUAGAAAAUGAAAAAAAAAUUGUGAGUAUUGUGUAGUUGUACUAAAGUUGUGACUGAUGGUAUUGAGAGUGACCAUAUAAGGACUGCUGUAUUCUGUAAUCAGGUCACGACUUCACAAAACAUUUCAGGUAUUUGUGCUUAUGAUUAAGACUGUUACAACAAGUUGUUAGUUGCAUUGAGGCCUUGUCUGGGGUAUUUUUGUGUGUAAGUAGUGCUGAUUGACCAACACUCUCAGUAGUGGCUACAUUAUUUCCUGUAUGCUGGAUAAGCUGGUGACAUCCCUGGCUCCAUUGUUCAAAGUGGGACAAGACAGAAGAGAAACCAUGAAUUAUUUCAGAUGUGGAUUUGUUUUAUCUGUCGCAAACCGUUCAAUUUUUUUUUUGUUUAUCUAAAAUCUGUCGAUGGUUUUAAUGGUUUUAGAUUUAACUUUUACCAAACCUAGUUUUGAGACCUUUCUGGACAUAUAUCAAUAAUUUAGAAUUUUGCUGAAAAUGCAUUGUUGACUUUGAACAAUCAGCCAGUGUGAUGUCAUUUAGUAUAUUAAUUUUUGUAACCUUUAAUCACUGGCUUCUCCGCUAUAAGUAACUUGUUUUCGGAGGAUGAGGAUUUGAAUGAAAUGUAGAAACGAUAUAUAUUUCUCAGCGAUGCCCAAACAUUGGGUUUAUUUUUAUGAAAUUAUGUCCAAGACGUUGUUGUUUUUAUAAUGGUUUAUUUCCAAAAAGAUUUGGAAGUUGAUUAAUAUAAUGAUGUAUCAAUGAUGUGUAUGUUGUAUAGUAUUGCUGGUUCCAUCAUGGGACCCAGAAGUGCUGAAACUAUCACUGGUGAGCUUCCUAAACACAUAAUGUAUUAUCUAGUCUUGAUAUUUCUGUCUCAUUAAAGCUGAAUCAUUUUUACAUAGUGAACUCAUACCUGUGACUGAUAUUUCUCUUUAUGUAGCAGGUUUGUUAUGUUCUUGUAUGUAGCAGGUCAUUCAUGUUUGUGGUUUUAGCAGGUCUUUUAUGUACAUCUGUUUUGUCCCAGUAUGUAGCAUGUUUUUUAUGUCUCUGUAUGUUGCAGGUCUUACCUGCAGGUCAUACAUGUAACAUUUCAUUUUGUAACAAGCCUGUUAUGGGCAUCCAUUAUGUCCAUGUAUGUAGCAUGACCUUAUGUCGCUGUAUGUAGCAGGUCUGAUAUGUUCCAGAAUGUAGCAGGUCUGAUAUGUUCCAGAAUGUGGCAGGUCUGAUAUGUUCCAGAAUGUAGCAGAUCUGAUAUGUUCCUGUAUGUAACAGGUCUGAUAUGUCGCUGUAUGUAGCAGGUCUGAUAUGUUCCAGAAUGUAGCAGGUCUGAUAUGUUCCUGUAUGUAGCAGGUCUGAUAUGUUCCUGUAUGUAGCAGGUCUGAUAUGUUCCAGAAUGUAGCAGGUCUGAUAUGUUCCAGAAUGUAGCAGGUCUGAUAUGUUCCUGUAUGUAGCAGGUCUGAUAUGUUCCUGUAUGUAGCAGGUCUGAUAUGUUCCUGUACAGGUCUGAUAUGUUCCUGUAUGUAGCAGGUGUGAUAUGUCCCAGAAUGUAGCAGGUCUGAUAUGUCCUAGAAUGUAGAAUGUCUGAUAUGUUCCUGUAUGUUGCAGGUGUGAUAUGUCCCAGUAUGUAGCAGGUCUGAUAUGUCCCAGAAUGUAGCAGGUCUUAUAUGUCCUAGAAUGUAGCAUGUUCCAGAAUGUAGCAGGUGUGAUAUGUUCCAGAAUGUAGCAGGUCUGAUAUGUUCCUGUAUGUAGCAGGACUGAUAUGUUCCUGUAUGUAGCAGGUCUGAUAUGUUCCUGUAUGUAGCAGGUCUGAUAUGUCCCAGAAUGUAACAGGUCUGAUAUGUUCCUGUAUGUAGCAGGUCUGAUAUGUUCCUGUAUGUAGCAGGUCUGAUAUGUCCCAGAAUGUAACAGGUCUGAUAUGUUCCUGUAUGUAGCAGGUUUUUGUUAUGUUUAUGUCCUGUAAUGUUAUAUCAUAUGGUGAUGUUAUCAGUUUGUUCUUAUAAAGGAAAAUUUCUUCAAAUAUUUUUUUUUUUCAAAAGAAAUUUUUUUUAAUGACAGAUUUUUGUAUGUAAUCCGAUUUUAUUGGUGCAGGAAUAAUUGUAUUCAGGGCUAGUAACUUUUGUUUGCCCGAGUCUGGUACAGUUAGCUCCCUUAGAUAUAAUUGUCUCAUUGGUGUUUGUGAUACAGUAGCAUAAUAAGGCAGCAAUAGAAGUACCAUACUGAUAGCUAGGUCCUGGGGACAACCUUUUUAACCAACUUAUUCCUUCCUUAGUUUUAAUGUGAUACAAACAACUCUCUGUUGUCGUUGGAAACUUUAUCUUCUGCUAUAUUAGCAUAAAAUGACCCAGGAAUGGGGAGACAUCCAAACAUUUUCUCCUGUUAGCUAAUGAUAUUUGGAUUUAUAUUGAAUAUUUGCUUGAUAUUUGAUUUCGCUCUGUCUUGGCUGACUGUGAAUAUAGAUAAAUGAAAUACUCAGUAAAUAUUACCAACUAUACAGAGCACAUAGGAAUCAGACUCACUGUUAAAUUUCAGGUUUAGAAAGUUCAACUUAUAUUUGUACAAACCCGUUUUUUUGUAUGCACACUCCUAUGUGUGACAUGUGAAGGAAUAUUUUGGAAGGCUUUGUUUCCAGUAAAACCGUUAUAUUGAGGCUCCUUGAGGGAGAAUUCUAGUAUCUAAGUGAUGAUUUGGAUGCAUCUUUUGGGUUUGUAGAAUUAUAAAAUGCAAAAAGGACUUUUUAUCAUGUCAAAUGUUCAGCAUUUUGCACUUUUUUGUCAAUGAUCAAAGCUGCUUUGUGACAUCAUAUGUAGCAAGUUUUGUGCAUUUUCCAGGGUAUUUUCAUGAACAUGUAAGUAGAUAAUACAUAUAGGUUAGCAAACUUUUUACUGAGAGUACAAUACUGGCAGACCUUACAAUCAUUAGGGUACCAUACACUAAUGUGGUGGUGUAUAAUUUAAAGCCCUGUUUGUCCAGGAAGCUUACAAUCUUUAGGGUUCCCCACUCAAAUGUUGUGCUGUAGAGUUACAGCCUUGUUUUUAGGAAAUAACCCCUCCUGGAGCCUCAAAUCAUCCUCUGUGCAAGGCCUUGUUAUCUGUGUGCAUAUAUUAAACAUACUGAACAAUACUCAACCUCAUCAAUAUGAAAUCAUGAAUUGUUUGUUGACAUAGAAAUGUAAAGCUCCCUCUCAAUGUGGCAUUCUCAAGUACGUAAAUGUCAUUAAUGUAAGUACUGUACACACCACACAAUGAUUGGUUCACUCAGAUCAGCAUUGUACACACAAUGAUUUGUUCGCAAUUGCAAGUACUCUGCACACCACACAAUGAUUGGGUCACUCAGAUCAGCAUUGUACACACCACAAACCAAUUAGUUCACAAGGGUUAAUACUGUACACAUAACACAAUGAUUUAUUCGCAAUUGUUAGUACUGCGCAUACCACACAGCAAUUGGUUCAAACAUAUCAGCAUUGUACACACCACAAACUGAUUAGAUUACAAGGGUCAAUACUGUACACAGCACACAACGAUUUAGCUAUAGACUUACAAGUGUAAGUGCUGUACACCUAACACAACAAGAGACUUACAAGUGUAAGUGCUGUACACCUAACACAACAAUAGACUUACAAGUGUAAGUGAUUUACACCCAACACAACAAUAGACUUACAAGUGUAAGUGAUUUACACCCAACACAACAAUAGACUUGCUAGAGCCGAUGAUGCACACUACACAAACUCUACAGAGUAUCUGCAUAUUUUCUCAAACAAAAGUUCUUUUGAUGAAUCACGUGUUCAUGACUGCUGACUGCCUGCUAAAAUACACUUGCAAACUACUUCAUGGCUGUUGAAUAUUCAUGACAAUCAUUGCCAGCCCAUCGACUAUAAAUGCAUGACAUUUUGCCCUUGAAGACUCAGUCUAGUAUCUGGGGUGGAAACUACUUCAAGGCUAGUUUAAGUUGUCCUUGUUUUAUAAAAUGAUGUCAACUUUUGUAAGAUGUUGAUUAAAUAUAUCAUAAUCCCAUUGUGUAGAUUUAAUUUAUGACUUAUAUGCUCCCAUUAAAUAUAUGAAAUGAA